This is a messenger RNA of Kwoniella botswanensis, 1503 nucleotides long. RefSeq lists its product as uncharacterized. NCBI's taxonomy places the organism in Eukaryota, Fungi, Basidiomycota, Tremellomycetes, Tremellales, Cryptococcaceae. Gene Ontology annotation, biological process: Golgi to endosome transport; endocytosis. Gene Ontology annotation, cellular component: plasma membrane; endosome; clathrin vesicle coat. Bases 1 to 1503 code for a protein of 500 amino acids. The transcript has 9 exons. Gene Ontology annotation, molecular function: clathrin binding; phospholipid binding. The record is from RefSeq and is a predicted model, not a curated record.
AUGGACUACAUCGAGAAACUCGCAAAAGAGGCUCAGAACCUCACCAUGUACGAUGUCAAGUCGUACUACAAUCAGGCCAAGAAUAUGGUACUGAACGUUUCGGAAAUGGAAGCGAAAGUGAGGGAAGCAACGAACGAUGAUCCAUGGGGUGCUAGUUCAACGUUGAUGCAGCAGAUUGCUGAUGGUGCCCAAUUCAACGAGAUUAUGCCCACUAUCUAUUCUAGGUUCAUGGAGAAAGAAGCCCGAGAAUGGAGACAGAUUUACAAGGCUUUAACCCUCCUCGAGUUCUUGGUCAAGAACGGUUCAGAGCGAGUCGUCGACGAUGCUAGAGCUCACGUAUCUACCAUUAAGAUGUUGAGAAGUUUUCAUUACAUAGAUGAGAAAGGUAAAGAUCAAGGUAUAAAUGUACGAAAUAGAGCAUCGGAAAUCGCAUCGUUGUUAGGUGACGUAGAUAAGAUACGAAGUGAGAGGAGAAAAGCCAAAGCGAAUAAGAACAAGUAUCAGGGUGGUGGUAACGAUGGAGGAAUGAGCUUUGUCACCUCGAGUGGAAGUAGGUAUGGUGGAUUUGGAAGUGAUAGUUUAGGUGGGGGUGGAGGAGGCGGAGGAGGUGCCGGGGGUUCGAGAUAUGGUAGAAAUGAUUAUGAUGCUGGUGAUGAAUACCGAUCGUCCUCGCGUACCUUCCGAGAUACAUCCGCCAAGACAGAAUACGACGAAUAUGAAGGAGCCGAUGAUUUCGAUGAUCAACCUCCCCGUCGUACCGCUCCUUCAUCUAGCCGAGCAACCAGCGGUGCAAGUCACAGAGCUCCUCCUAAACCGGUAGCCAAGGAAGAGAAACCUGUUGAAAAGCCUAAGGAAGUCAACUUGUUUGAUUUUGACGAUGACGAACCUGCUACAUCGGCUCCUGCUGCCGCUCCGGCACCUCCUGCAGCAGCAGCCCCUUCUUUCGGUGGCGAUGACGAUUUUGAUGACUUCCAACAAGCUCCUUCAUCUUCCGCUCCAGCCCCAGCACCUGCGUCGACUGGAAACGCCAACGCCAACCUGUUCAACCUUCUCAACUCCAACAAAUCAUCUGCCCCUGCGCCUCAACCUCAAGCUCAAGCUCAGGCUUUGUCGUUUGGUCAAGCUCCUCCACCAGGAUACAAUUUCUCUUCCCCACCCAUCGCUCAAGCUCAAGCACCUUCCUUCGCAUCUCGACCUUCCUACUCAUCUGCGUCUAGUCAGGUGACUGCUCCUCCCGUCACUUCACCAGCAGCCAAACCAAGUGGAGCAUCCACCUUCGAUGAUCUGUUCACCUCAUCCUUGACUUCUAUGGGUGGACAAAGUACGAACAAGCAAGCGGGUGGUCAAAAGACAAUCAAGGAUUUGGAAAAGGAGAAGACGAUGAAUUCUCUUUGGGGCUCGUCUUCUACGAAUCAAGGACAAGGUGGAUCACAAGCUAAGAACCAACAAGCUCAGGCUGCUCAGAACUUGAGUGGUGGAGGGUUUGAUGAUUUGCUUUUGUAA